Molecule: messenger RNA, 1962 nt
Organism: Calliphora vicina (urban bluebottle blowfly)
Lineage: Eukaryota; Metazoa; Arthropoda; Insecta; Diptera; Calliphoridae
Gene: Ilk
Product: integrin linked kinase
Exons: 5
Coding region: 115-1461 (448 amino acids)
Biological process (GO): signal transduction; protein phosphorylation
Cellular component (GO): cytoplasm
Molecular function (GO): protein binding; ATP binding; protein kinase activity
Source: RefSeq, a predicted model, not a curated record
ACUUGCAAAUACUACAUAACUAUAAAUAGAUUUUAGUGUUUUUAUUAAAUUAUAAUAUAAUAACAUAAUUAUUUAUCAAAAUAAAGUUUUUUAUCCUUAAAAAUAUAAAGAAAAAUGGAGGAUAUUUUCCAUUGGUGUCGCGAAGGCAAUUCCAUACAAGUCCGUUUAUGGCUUGAUGAAGUGGAGCAUGAUAUGAAUUUGGGUGAUGAUCAUGGUUUCAGUCCUUUACAUUGGUGUGCCAAAGAGGGUCACAGCAAAUUGGUGGAAACCUUAUUACAAAGAGGAGCUCGUGUCAAUGCCACCAAUAUGGGUGAUGAUAUACCUCUACACUUGGCAGCAGCCCAUGGUCAUCGUGAUGUAGUACAAAUGCUGCUCAAAGAACGUUCUGAUGUUAAUGCCGUCAAUGAGCAUGGUAAUACUCCCCUGCAUUAUGCCUGUUUCUGGGGUUACGAUAUGAUCUGUGAGGAUUUGGUAAAUGCCGGAGCCUCUGUAACCAUAGCCAACAAAGACGAUGACACACCCUUGGACAAGGCUAAGCCGGGUUUGGCCAAACGUUUGCAAGACUUGGCGGAACGUAAUGGCCAGGAAAUGAAAAAGAUUAGUUUCAAAGAACAAAGUUGGCUGGGCUUUAAGACCCGUUCGCGUGAUGCUACUUUAUCCCGAUUCAAGGGCAUCAGUAUGGGUGAUUUGGAUUUGCAUACGAAAUUGUCGGUAACACCAUCGGGCGAGACAUGGCGUGGCAGAUGGCAAAAGAAUGAUGUUAUUGCGAAGAUUUUAUUGGUUAGACAAUGUACUUCGCGGAUAUCAAGAGAUUUUAAUGAAGAGUUUCCCAAAUUGCGUAUCUUUUCACACCCCAAUAUAUUGCCGAUUAUAGGAGCGAGUAAUUCACCGCCAAAUUUGGUGGUGAUAAGUCAGUUCAUGCCCCGAGGAUCUUUAUUCAAUUUACUGCAUGGAGCCACCGGCGUAGUGGUGGACACUUCACAGGCAGUACGUUUUGCUUUGGAUAUAGCUAGAGGUAUGGCUUAUUUGCAUUCUUUGGAAAGAAUUAUACCCACUUAUCAUCUUAACAGUCAUCAUGUCAUGAUCGAUGAAGACUUAACCGCCCGCAUUAAUAUGGGCGAUGCGAAAUUCUCCUUCCAAGAAAAGGGACGCAUUUAUCAACCCGCCUGGAUGUCACCCGAGGCUUUACAACGUAAACCCACCGAUCGCAAUUGGGAGGCCAGCGAUAUGUGGAGUUUUGCUGUCUUACUGUGGGAGUUAACCACCCGUGAAAUACCAUUUGCCGAAUGGUCACCCAUGGAGUGUGGCAUGAAAAUAGCUUUAGAGGGUUUAAGGGUAAAGAUACCACCGGGUACCUCACCCCAUAUGGUGAAAUUAAUCAAUAUUUGCAUGAAUGAAGAUCCCGGUAAAAGACCCAAAUUCGAUAUGGUCGUGCCUAUAUUAGAAAAAAUGAAGCGUUAAUUUUGUAUUUGUUUUCUUUAAUACUCGAAACUAAUUUAAACACUUUUCUUCCUCCUCUUAAUCCACUUUGUUGUCAAAAAUCUGCCAAAAUAUUGUUAAAGUGCCUUAAAGGAUUUUUUUUUUAUUUUAAAAAAGUUAAUUAAAUGUUUGUAAAUGUAGAAAUUUCAAAGAAAAAUAAACUAACUUUAGUUUUAGUUUAGGUGCUCGAUUUAUGAGUUUUUUGUUUGUGUACUAAUGCCAGCGAGUUUUUUAAAACUAUAAAUUAAGAAUUUUUUGUGGUGAAAUCCUUUAAUUACAAAAUGUAUUUUUUAUAUAUUAUUUAUACUUUUACUACUACUACUACUUCAACUAUACAAUUUUUAAAAUGUUUAUUAAACCGUAUUUAAUAAAUAAAACAAAACGAAUUUUAUAUUUAUAUACAUACAUACAUACAUACAUACAUACAUAUUUUGUAUAACAAAAUAAUUAUUAAAAAUAAUAAUAACCAAAGCCUUAAACAAA